Messenger RNA from Mycena citricolor, 1110 nucleotides. Lineage: Eukaryota; Fungi; Basidiomycota; Agaricomycetes; Agaricales; Mycenaceae. The record is from the annotation of a GenBank genome assembly.
AUGCCGCAGACCGACGAAUCCGAGACCGACGAACCGCAAGCCAAUGAAGAGCGUAUCGAGCGCGAGAGGGCCAGCGGGAACAAACUCUGGAGCGCCUACAUCACCGAGGCGCAAAACUACGAUCAGGGUCUCCUCGAGGGCUGGCGCAGUGAGAUGGAUGGUCUGCUGAUCUUUGCCGGUCUCUUCUCGGGCGUUAUCACGACAUUCAUCAUCGAUAGUUACAAGACACUGAACGCCGACUCGGGGAGCCAGACUGUCGUGCUGCUCAGCCAAACGGUUGCACUCCUCGGCCAGAUCUCGCUCCAACUCGCAAACAUGAAUAACGGGACUGCAAUGGCGGACGCACUUCCUCCCGCCGCUGCCUUUGCGCCCCCGGUCUCCUCCCUGGUCUGCAACGCACUCUGGUUCACGAGCCUCGCACUUAGUUUGUCGAGCGCACUCGUCGCGACUCUGGUCAAGCAAUGGGCGCAGGAGUACCAGCACCGGACAUCGAUGUUCUCGUCUCCCUCUGUCCGCGCGCGCGUGUAUAUGUAUCUCUUUCAUGGCUUACAACACUUCAAUAUGCAUGCCGUUGUUGGCGUACCGCCGCUUCUGCUGCAUGCUUCACUACUGCUGUUCUUUGCGGGUCUCGUUGCCUUCCUGGUGCCCAUCAACACCAUCAUCGUGGGAAUCACCUCUGCUCUGCUGUUCCUGUUUGUCUCGGUCUACGGAACUUUCACCGCUCUUCCGUUGUUCUUCCUCGACUGUCCGUACCAGACGCCACUCACACGGAUCCUCUGGUCGCUGAAUCACAUCUGGGGAAGCACGCUGAGGGCUUACAUUCGAAGGGCAGCGGCUGUUUGCAAGGCCAUACCUCAAACCAGAGUUCCUGUGACAGACCCCGAGAAAGCCGCCCAAUCUCCUGCGACGAGCCCCGAUGCCUCCGCCGAGCGUGCUGCAGCCGCGGCAGACACCCGUCCGGAGUCGCAAAGCAUGAUGGACGCCAUCAAAUCAGAAGCACUGAAUCCUCCUGUCAAGAUAGAGACGCACGCACUCGCAUGGACCGUCCGGUCUCUCUCUGACGAUGAGGAGCUCGAAAAACCUGUCGAGGGGCUCCCCCAGACGCUGUAG